GACCAAUUGGCAUAAACCAAAAACCUGAAUUAAUAUACAAAAGCACCACCUGAUAGUGUUCACCACCACCAAACCCCACCGGAGACGACGAAGCCCCAAAAUGCAAGUGCAGCAAAACCCUAGCAUUCCGGUCAGCGAAGUCUACUGGUCUCUCCUCCACAAAGCCGACAAGAAAUUCUCCAAAAUCCGAGAGCUCCCUUACUACCACCGCAACCGCCACGAGUACGACGCCUACUUCUACAAGGUCUUCAAAGUCUACACGCAGCUCUGGAAGUUCCAGCAGGAGAAUCGCCAGAAGCUCGUCGACGCCGGUCUCCGGCGAUCGGAGAUCGGCGAGAUCGCGUCGCGGAUCGCGCAACUCUACUUAGGGCAGUACAUGAGGACCAGCGAGGCCAGCUAUCUCUCGGAAGCUUACAUUUUCUACGAGGCGAUUCUGAGCAGAGAGUACUUCAAGGAGGGAAUGUUUCAGGACCUGAGCUUGGCUAACAAGCAGCUCCGGUUCAUUUCGAGGUUUCUUGUGGUGUGCUUGCUCUUGAAUCGCCGUGAGAUGGUGCAGCAGCUCCUUCAUCAGCUCAAAGGCUUGGUUGAUGAUUGCAAGAGGACCUUCCAGGAAACUGAUUUUAAAGAAUGGAAGCUGGUGAUUCAGGAAAUAGUUAGAUUUUUGAAAGCUGACACAGCUUUUAUGAAUAUCAGGCCUUUGAGAUAUAGUAUUGUCCUGGAAUGUCAUCCUGAUUCCUUACCGCAAGUUUCCACACUGGUUGUAAGGAGAUCUCUGAGACUGCGAGAUGCAAUGCUAAGCAGCUACCAUCAUAAUGAGGUAAAGUUUUCGGAGAUCACUCUUGACACUUUCAGGAUGCUUCAAUGUCUGGAGUGGGAACCUAGUGGCUCAUUUUACCAGCCUAAUGUAGCUAGAAACAGUCAGAAUGGGGCACCAGGGUCUGGCCGCACUAAUUACUCCCAAGAUAUUGCUGAUCCUACUCUGCCACAUAACCCACGGAAAGCUGUCUUAUAUCGUCCUUCUGUCACACAUUUUCUGGCCGUAAGUCUUAUAGGAAUUAAUAUUGCUCUGUUUCACUUUCAUUACUAUGUAUUUUUGGCUUGCCUAUUGCCAGCAGGUUCUGGAAUGUACUCUGAUGCAAACUCCCUUUCUAUGUUGCCCUCUCCAUCUGAUAGACUGAAUCCUUCAUGUGGACAAAGUAAAGGAGAUGACUCAAGCUUACACGCUAGUUGUUUACACUUUGGUAGCCAUGGAAAUGGAGGAAUUAAUAGCAUCUAUCCCAGUGACUUGGUUCCAUUUACAAGAAGGCCACUCUUUUUAGUUAUUGACUGUGAUAGCAGUGAAGCUUUUGAGGCUAUAAAUGGAGUGCAAAAAGGAGAAACAGCCGCAAUGCUCCUGUCAUCAAGCUUUUCAUAUCAAGCUUCUGGUGUUGGUUCCUCUCGUCAGCCAAGUGGAAGCCUAUUCACUCUUUUCCUUACAGCUCCAAUGCAGGCUUUCUGUUUACUGCUUGGUAUGUCAGGCGCUGACAUUGACAUGGAUAUAUAUAACAAGGCUGAGAAGCUGCUUUCCAGUUCAUUAAGUGACUGGGGGUCUACUUUGGCAACAUCAGACACUAUUGACCCUGUUUGGGCACAGGUUUUGACUGAUCCAUUCCUAAGACGACUCAUAUUGAGGUUCAUAUUUUGUCGAGCGGUGUUAUCACUCUAUGCUUCAACCUUCAAUAAGAAGGAAUUUAUCCCCAAGUCUGUACCAUCCCUUCCAGCAUCUUUCCUGCCAACAACAGUUGCAUGCCAGACAGUUAUUUUGCAGAUAGCAAAUGUCUUUGGAGCGAGCACUAAGUUCAUAUUCUCAGAAGGACUUGUACUCCCAGAAAAUAGACAGGGUGACGAUGCAGAAUUAUUGCCAUCACUCGGAGAGGUGGUGCCGAAUCAUUCCGUAAUGGCCUUGUCCUGGAGGGUUGAAGAUGGAAGAACUAUGAUAUUCUGGACUGACGUAUGCAAAGCCCAGAGAGAGAGAGCAAGAGUAGUGAUCAUUCGUAAACCAGCGAGUCGAAGAAGAAGAAAAAUGGUGUGUCGAAAUUCCUCCUCUCCUUCUUCUCCGCUCAGAAUCCAAAUCCUCUUAGUACUGUCGUUGCUCUUCUCUCCCAUAGUUCUCGCCAAGUCCCGUCGCCCAAUCACCGACAUUGAGACAAGGCAGAAGAAGGCCCAAUGCUAUGCUGAUAUUGAGAGUGGCUUGUGGGGCUGGCAGUGCAAGUCAAGUAUGAUAGCCAAGGAGAACUGUGUUUUGAAAUGCCUCUCUCCAACUUGUUAUGAGAUUGUCUAUGAGAGUGAUCCACUUGAAGAAGGAGAGAAAGAUCUUGUUAGGGGACAAGAAUUCAAGUACUGCAUGCAUAAGUAAGUUCCAUUUCUCUAGUGUUUUAAAUUUUCUUUUUACAUGUUUCAUGGUGCAAAUUCAUGAUUAGAAUCCCAGGAUAUUAAGAUUUCACAAUGACCAUGUUUUGAAACAAUCAGUGUUUUAUUUUAUUGAUGGCUUCAUGUGAGGGACAAUUUGUUAAUAUAUGAUAGUUUACUGGAAACCUUGGUUACCGAGUUUUAAUUUUUCCUUCUAAAGGGCCUUGCCAUCGUUAGGAUAGAUUUUCGGGAACAUGAACUGGUUGACUAAGAAUGUGAAAACUCCUGUCCUUUUUCCAGAAUCUGAAAAAUUUUCGGU
Fragaria vesca subsp. vesca is the source of this 2707-nucleotide messenger RNA. Its product is annotated as protein SCAI-like. Gene Ontology annotation, cellular component: nucleus. NCBI's taxonomy places the organism in Eukaryota, Viridiplantae, Streptophyta, Magnoliopsida, Rosales, Rosaceae. Gene Ontology annotation, biological process: DNA-templated transcription. The transcript has 13 exons. Gene Ontology annotation, molecular function: transcription corepressor activity. Bases 101 to 2395 code for a protein of 764 amino acids. The record is from RefSeq and is a predicted model, not a curated record.